Clarias gariepinus (North African catfish) is the source of this 1032-nucleotide messenger RNA. Its product is annotated as trace amine-associated receptor 1-like. Bases 1 to 1032 code for a protein of 343 amino acids. The record is from RefSeq and is a predicted model, not a curated record. Gene Ontology annotation, biological process: adenylate cyclase-activating adrenergic receptor signaling pathway. Gene Ontology annotation, molecular function: trace-amine receptor activity. Lineage: Eukaryota; Metazoa; Chordata; Actinopteri; Siluriformes; Clariidae. The transcript has a single exon. Gene Ontology annotation, cellular component: membrane.
AUGAAUUUUGAAAUGAACUUGAGCCAAAUUCUGACAGUGGAUGUUGUUCCUCUUUGCUAUGAAUUCGUAAACAGUUCCUGUGCAAAAUUCUCUUACCCACUCCUUUUUAGAGUAUUGCUUUAUAUGCUUUUUGGCUUGGUGGUGAUUUUGACAGUAUUUGGAAACUUAUUUGUCAUCCUAAGCAUUGUUCAUUUUAAACAGCUCCACAUGCCAACAAAUUAUCUUGUUCUGUCCCUGGCUGUAACAGAUUUGUUGUUAGGAGGAUUUGUUAUGCCUCCAAAUGUAAUUCGGUCAGUGGAAAAUUGCUGGUAUUUUGGAACAUUAUUCUGUAAAAUCCACAACAGUGUUAAUAUUUCAUUGUGUACUGCAUCCAUUAUAAACCUGUGUUUCAUAUCAGUAGAUCGAUAUUAUGCUGUUUGUAAGCCCUUGUUAUAUCAGACGAUAAUUACACCUUUUGUUACUAUGAUUAUGAUUUCCAUUUGCUGGAGUGUUUCAUUUACAGUUGGAUUCGGAGGAAUAUUUUUUGGUCUUAACAUUCUGGUUACUGAAAAUUUUCAUAAUGAAAUAUUUGGCUGUGAAGGUGGUUGUGUUUUGCUCCAAAGUGCCGCCUCCAGCACGGCUUCCUCUUUGCUAGUCUUUUAUUUCCCAGGUAUCAUAAUGAUCAGCAUUUAUACAAAAAUAUUUCGUGUUGCAAAAAAACAAGCCAAAUUGAUUCAGGACUCAAAAAAUAAAGCACGGUCAAUGAUAAGCAAAGAGGAGAAAAAGGCAACUAAAACUUUGGCACUGGUUAUGGGAGUGUUUCUCUCACUUUGGACUCCAUUUUUUAUCUGCAAUAUUAUUGAUCCUUUUACUGGUUUCCUGAUUCCUCCUGGACUGUUUGAAAUGAUGGUUUGGAUUGGGUAUUCAAACUCAACCUGUAAUCCAAUUGUGUAUGCUUUUUUCUACAAGUGGUUUAGAAAAGCACUAAGAACUAUUUUAUCUGGCAAAAUAUUUUAUUCAGGUUCUUCAAGAAUGAAUCUUUUUUCACAAUGA